Molecule: messenger RNA, 12190 nt
Organism: Apis florea (little honeybee)
Lineage: Eukaryota; Metazoa; Arthropoda; Insecta; Hymenoptera; Apidae
Gene: Nipped-A
Product: Transcription-associated protein Nipped-A
Biological process (GO): DNA repair; regulation of DNA-templated transcription
Cellular component (GO): nucleus; NuA4 histone acetyltransferase complex; SAGA complex
Molecular function (GO): protein binding
Source: RefSeq, a predicted model, not a curated record
AUUACUAACUUUCCAUCGUGAGUUAUACAAGCGUGAGUAACAAUCGCCCCUAACGGACUAUCCGCCAAUUUUGAAAUCAAUCUUCCCGUCUGCAAAUCCCAAAUUCCUACGCAAUCUCUUGUCACUAUGGCUGCUAUAUUACAUUCUUCCGCCAAACUUUGAAUACAAUUGACAAAAAAGAAAUUUCGAUAAAAAUAAAAUCGACUUAUAUCAGAUUUUUUAAUGGACCAAAUUUAACAUAAAAUACUCGAAUACUUUCAAUUAAACGAUCAAAAUGGCGCCGCCAGAUCCAGUGACGCAAAUGAAUACGUACAAAUCGUACGUAACGAUGCUGGCCGAUCCAGUUUCCAAGGAUGAAUUGAAACUGAAGGCCGCUCAAGAAUUGUCGGAAAAUUUUGAGGUCAUUAUGUGCUCCUCGCAAUAUCCGGCAUUUCUUGAUCACAUGAUGAAAAUUUUCUUGAAGAUACUACAAGACGGCGAGCCGCAUUUUAUAUCGGAGUACAACAUCCAACAAGUUAGAAAAUUGAUUUUGGAAAUGAUACACAGAUUACCUAGCAACGAUUAUCUACGCCCGUACGUGAAACAGAUCCUAAGUUUGAUGUCUAAAUUAUUAGAGACCGAUAACGAGGAGAACGUGUUGGUCUGUCUAAGGAUCAUCAUCGAGCUGCACAAACAGUACAAGCCGACUUUUAAUCCGGAAAUACAAUAUUUUUUGCAAUUCGUUAAAUCGGUGUACAGCGAGUUACCAAAUAAUUUGCCAAAAAUAUUUGAGCCUCGAUCACCUCUGAGAGUGAGAGAUUUAUCGGAAAUAAAUAUAGAGGCACUUUUGAAAGAAACGUUCACGAUCACGGCUAUACAAAGUGAGAAAAGGGCGGCGGAUGGCACUCUUAUCACCUACAAUUUGAUUCCCAAGGCGGUGCUGUCUCUCAAGGUGCUUCAAGAGUUGCCAAUCAUAGUUGUGCUUAUGAAUCAAUUGUACAAACCAAACGUGACUCAGGAUGUCUCCGAUUUUAUCCCCCUCGUGAUAACCACUAUAACUCUGCAACCGAGUCCUCAACAUCGAGCAUCCCCUGGAUUCAAUAAAGAGGUUUUCGUUGACUUUAUGGGGGCCCAGAUCAAAACAUUGUCGUUUCUGGCGUACAUUAUCAGGAAUUAUCAAGAUGUCGUCUCUCAACACAGCUCGAUAUUGGUGAAAGGUAUAUUAGGUUUAUACACGUUAUGCCCCAUGGAGGUGGCCCAUCUACGAAAGGAGCUGGUGAUCGCGUCCAGGCAUAUAUUGGCCACGGAUCUUCGAAAUAAGUUUAUACCCCACAUGGAAUGUUUAUUCGACGAAGAUAUAUUUAUCGGACGAGGCUGGACCACCCACGAAUCCUUGAGACCUCUGGCGUUUUCCACGCUCGCGGACUUGGUUCACCACGUUAGGCUAUAUUUGCCGUUGAGCGACGUGUCCAAGGCGGCGCAUCUCUACAGCAAAAAUCUGUUGGAUCAAAGCCUUCCCACGACUGUACAAAUGGUCUCGUGUAAAUUGUUGAUGAAUCUGGUGGACACUGUGAGGCAAAGAUCCGACGCCGAGAAUAGCACUCAGGGCAGAGAGCUGUUGAUGCGAAUCCUUUUGGUGUUUGUUUUAAAAUUUAAGACGAUAGCGAAAAUUUAUAUACCGAUCUUGCGUAACAAAGCUAAACAAAUGACCCCUCCCGGAUUGGACGCCAAGGCGGAAGAUGUUAAACCGCUUGUACCUGACUUGAACGAGGAGAAGGAGAGCGGAAAAUCGAAAUUCGGUUUUCCCUCGUCUCAAGCUAUGAGCUACAACGUUGUUGAUUAUAGGAAUUUGGUGAAGAAUUUGGUGCACGGGGCGAAGGCCAUCACGGCCAACUAUAUCAACAGCAAAACCGGAGAAGUGACGCAGUCUAAUCAAUUUCAAACGAAAGAGACAUUGGUUUAUAUCAAAUUGGUGAAAUGGGCGUUGCCGGCGUUGGAUAUUUACACGAUAGGCCCUCCCACGAUUGGAGCUGUCGCGCAACAGGGUAGGCCGGCCCAGUCCCAAACGAUACGGACGAGGGAAGAGAAGGAGGUGUUGGAACUUUUCGGGAACGUUUUCACCCAGAUGAACCCGCAGACAUUCCAGGAAAUAUUCUCGACCUCGAUCGACUACAUGGUCGAGAGGAUCUUCAAGAAUUGCGCGUUGCAAAUAAUCGGAAGUGCCUUUCUGUCUAGCCCCACGAUAUCAUCCACUUUUGCAACGAUACUGGUCGAAUAUUUAUUGGAGAGGAUGGGUGACAUGGGAUCGAACGUGGAAAGGAGCAAUUUGUACUUAAGACUCUUUAAAUUAGUAUUCGGUAGCGUGUCGCUUUUCCCGGCCGAGAACGAGCACAUGCUCAGGCCGCAUUUGAAUCAGAUCGUGAAUCGAGCCAUAGAAUUGGCCAUGUCGGCCAAGGAACCGUACAAUUACUUCCUUCUGUUGAGAGCUCUCUUCAGAUCUAUCGGCGGUGGCUCUCACGAUCUUUUGUAUCAAGAAUUUUUACCUCUGCUUCCGAACAUGUUGGAAGGUUUGAACAGAUUGCAGUCUGGUUUACAUAGACAACAUAUGAAAGAUUUGUUCGUGGAAUUGUGUUUAACGGUACCUGUGAGACUUAGUUCCCUUCUACCAUAUUUACCCAUGCUGAUGGACCCUUUGGUUUCGGCAUUGAACGGAAGUUACUGCUUGGUGAGCCAAGGAUUACGAACCCUCGAACUUUGCGUGGAUAAUCUUCAGCCUGACUUUUUGUAUGAGCACAUACAACCUGUCCGAGCCGAUUUGAUGCAGGCAUUGUGGAGAACGUUACAUAAUCCUACCGACCAAGCACACGUGGCUUUUCGAGUUCUGGGCAAAUUUGGUGGUGGAAAUCGAAAAAUGAUGAUCGAGCCGCAAAAACUGGAAUACAACGAUCGCGAGACCAAUUCUCCAGCUAUCGUCGUCUAUUUCCAGGAACCAACGAAACCCAUAGAUUUUCCUGUGGAAAAGGUAAUCGAGACUGCGUUCAACGCCCUAAAGUCCAACAACACGGAUUCGUUUUACCGCAGGCAAUGCUGGGAAGUGAUCAGCUGCUAUUUGGCCGCGUCGUUGCGUUUGGACGACAGCAACGCCAUAUUGCAAAAAUUGUUCCUACAUCCAAGUUUCAAAGAGAGUAAAAUUUCGCACCAACGGGGCCCCCAUUACCAAUGCCCGGACACCGUGGCGAGAAACGUUCAGCAAACGGCUCUUACCGGAUUGUUCGUCGCUGCGGAGAUCAAGGAAUUGAGGCAUUCGGUAUUGGGCACCGUGGUGUCGAUCGUGAGACAUUACACCAUGGUGGCGAUAGCGCAACAAGCCGGCCCAUUCUGCCUUACGGGAAGGCAGAUACGCAUGCAAGGACAAGAUCCCCUCGUGUUGAUCGAUGCCCUGGCAGUGAUCAUGGGCCACGAGGAGAAAGAAUUGUACAAGUCCGGGCAUUUGGCCCUUGUCUUGAUCCUAGAAACCGCGACCAACAUUCUCGGGUCGAAGGAACGAGCCUGCCAAUUGCCCCUGAUGGAAUAUUUGGCGGAGAAGAUGUGCUCCCUUUGCUACGAGCGUGCCUGGUACGCCAAAUUGGGAGGGUGCAUCGCCAUCAAGUUUCUUUUCGAAAGAAUGGCGACCAAGUGGGUGCUGAAUCACCUGUUCGUGUUCCUAAAAGCUCUGAUGUUCGUGAUGAUGGAUCUCACGGAAGAGGUGUCGAACGGCGCCAUAGACAUGGCGAAGGCAAACUUGGAGAAGAUGUUGAGGGUUUGCGUGAACCCGGGGAUUCAAGAUGGGAACACAGAGCUUAUCGAGGCGCAGAACAAAAGUUUGUACGAGGUUACUCACGAGUUGGUGAGGCAAGUAACUUCGCCGCACACGUUGGUUCGAGAACAGGCCAUGUCUUCGUUAAGAUUGCUCGCCGAGAUACAAAAUAAAACGGUUACCGAGGUGAUGGAACCGCACAAAGAGGUGUUGGCCGACAUGAUCCGCCUAAGACAUUUGCUGAGACAUCAACCGGCCAACGCUCAGAUCGGUUUGAUAGAUGGGAACACAUUUUGCACAACGCUGAAUCCUCGUCUCUUCACGAUCGAUUUAACGGAGCACGAUGUGUUCUUUCAAGAGCUGUUGGCGCUCAGCGAGGCAGAGGACGCCAAUCUGAAUAAACUGCCUUGCUACAAAUCCGUCUCGAAUCUGAUCCCUCUCAGGAAAUCAGCUUUGAGAGCUUUGGCCGCCUGCCAUUAUAUCGUAACCUGUCGCGAAAGGAUAUUCGGCGUUUUGUACAAAGCUUUGGAAAAACCGAACGCGGAGCUCCAAGAAGCGGCGUUCGAAUGCAUGCAGAAAUUCAUAGCCGGUUUCCAAAUCGACAUGCAGUCCGUCCACGCGAUUAUGAGGCCUAUGCUGUUGACUCUGGGCGACCAUAGGAAUCUUAGCCUCAACUGCGUCAAGAGGCUCUCGUAUUUGACCCAAUUAUUUCCAAGCACGUUCAGCACCGCCCUCUGCGAACAGCUUUUGCAACAUUUGAAGAAAUUGUUGGAGAAUUUAAUUCAAGCGCACAAGGGUAUAUCGAAGUCUGGCGAGAACGAGCAGAAGAUAGCUACGAUUAUAGGAAUAUUUCACGAAAUUCCCGCCGCGACCCCUAUAUUCAUCGAUAUUUUGUGCAGGCUCGUAUCAACGGAAAAAUCGCUAAUGGUCGAGGUGUCCAGCCCGUUUCGAAUCCCCCUGAUGAAGUUCUUGCUUCGAUAUCCCACGGAGACGCUCAAUUUAUUUUUACUCGAUAACAAUAUCAAGGAUCAACAAUGGAGCAGAUACUUGGAGUUUCUCGUUAAACAGAAAGAUGGAAAACCGUUCCGCGAUGUGUUGCACGGCAGCACGACGAGAUUGAUAACCAUGCUUCUCGCCCAUUCGCAAACCAAUUCGAACUUGAGCCAUAGCGAGAAGAGCGAGUUGCAACAUCAAGCCAUCAAGAUUAUCGCUAUUCUGAUUAAAUUCGACGAGCAAUGGUUGUCGACGCAGAGCCAAUUGGUAGGCGCGUUGAAGCAAAUUUGGUGCAACGACGAGUACCACGCUUUGCAGAAGAAAGUGGAGAGCGUGGAGUAUUGUCAUUGGAAGGAGCCGAAGCUAAUCGUAAAGAUCUUGUUGCACUAUUUCCGCCACCAUCCCAACGAUAUAGACUUGUUGUUUCAAUUAUUGAGGGCGACUUGCGACAGAUUUAUGCCCGAUUUCCAAUUCUUGCGAGAUUUCUUGGAGCACACGGUGGCCCAGGAAUACACGGUCGAGUGGAAGAGAAGCGCUUUCUUCAGAUUCGUCGAUCAUUUUCCCACGACCAAUUUGUCUCAAGAAUUAAAAGCGAAUGUUUUGCAACUAAUCAUAAUUCCCUGUUUCGCGGUGAGUUUCGAGCGAGGUGAGGGUACGAAGUUGAUCGGAGGAGCGCCGAUGCCGUAUCAGGACAACCCGGAGAACGUUGUCUCCGUGUUCAUCAGCAAAAUCAUCGAUCCGGACAAUCCAUUCGGUUCCGCGGAUUGCGUCCGUAUCUCGUUGCUUCAAUUCUCUUGUCUCUUGGUGGAACAAGCUUCUCAGCAUAUUCACGAUGUCAGCAACAAGAGGCAAGGUAAUAAGUUGCGAAGAUUGAUGACUUUUGCGUGGCCCUGUCUUCUAGGCAAAAAUUGCGUCGAUCCGACCACGAGGUACCACGGCCACUUGCUUCUCAGCCACAUAAUCGCCAAGUUCGCUAUCCACAAGAGGAUAGUCCUUCAAGUGUUCCAUAGCCUGUUGAAGGCACACGCGUUAGACGCGAAAAACGUGGUUAGACAAGCACUCGAGAUCUUGACACCCGCUAUGCCCGUCAGAAUGGAGGAUGGUAACACGAUGUUGACGCAUUGGACGAAGAAGAUCAUCGUGGAAGAGGGGCACUCUAUGCAACAGUUGCUUCACAUUCUUCAUCUGGUAGUUAGACAUUACAAAGUGUAUUAUCCUGUCAGGCAUCAUUUGGUUCAGCACAUAGUGAACUCGAUUCCGAGGCUAGGAUUCAGUCCAACUGCCACGAUAGAGCACAGAAGAUUGGCCGUCGAGUUGGCGGAAGUGAUCAUCAAAUGGGAAUUGCACAGGAUCAAAGACGAAGCGGAGAAUAACGAAUCGGGUGGUACGAAAGCGGCCGGAUCCGUGAAACGACUUGUGACCGAGGAUUCAGCUGGAAAUAAACGUAUGAGUAGUCAAACGGCGGCAGGAAGUAACACGGUUCCGGUCAUCUUGCCCAGGAUGGAGCCCGGCUCGACGAAACCCAUCGAGAGGGCUCACGCCGACGCGAUCUUAAAUUUUCUGCUUCGACUUGCUUGCCAAGUGAACGAUGUUAACACCCUUCAUGGAAAUCCAGGUGAACAACUCGCGAGACGUUGCGUCGCUUUGCUGAAAAUGGCUUUGAAACCUGACGUUUGGCCGCAAUCGUGUGACCUGAAGCUGGCCUGGUUGGACAAAGUGCUGGCCAGCGUCGGCAGCGCCGAACCCAACUACGGUAACAUCUCCACAGCUCUGGAAGUGUUAACAUUUUUAUUGGGCGUGAUGAAGAGGGAACAGAUUUUGGCAGGCUUCAAACCAUUGCAACGUGGAAUAGGUGCUUGUAUAGCGAGCAGCAACACCAAAGUUAUUCGACUAGUUCACGGUUUAUUAUCCCGUUUGAUGACCAUCUUUCCGGCCGAACCAACUUCCUCCACAGUUGCCUCCAAAUACGAAGAAUUGGACACUUUAUACACCACCGUCGGUAAAUUUAUCGUGGAUGGUUUGACGACUUACGAGAAGAACACCACGGCUACUCCGAGCACGUUGUUCGGCACUUUGAUGAUGUUGAAGGCCGCCUGUACGAACAAUCCGAGCUACAUCGAUCGAUUGAUAACUCCCUUUAUGAGGGUUCUUCACAGAAUGGCCAAGGACCAUUUGCAUUCGGCUCAAGCGGAGACGAAUCCAGUUGGUAGCGAGUUGUUGAUCUUGAGUCUUGAUCUCGUGAAGAAUCGGGUAGUGGUGAUGGGCGUGGAAAUGAGGAAGACGUUCAUAGGCUCGAUUCUAGUCGGUUUGAUCGAGAAAACUCAAGAUAUAAAGGUGAUGAAAGCUAUCACGAAGAUGCUCGAAGAAUGGAUGAAGAAUAAAAAUCCUAUCGCGAUAAAUCAAGCGCCCAGCCUGCGUGAGAAGUCGAUACUUUUAGUCAAAAUGAUGCAGUACGUGGAAAAGCGUUUCCCCGAUGAUUUAGAGUUGAACAGGCAAUUUUUAGAACUGGUCAAUUACAUAUACAGAGAUGAAACCCUCAAGUCAUCCGAAUUAACGUCGAAAUUGGAGCCCGCUUUCCUAUCCGGCUUAAGAUGCGUUCAACCUCAGAUACGAGCGAAAUUCUUCGAGGUGUUCGAUGGAUCGAUGAGGAGGCGACUUCACGACAGGCUUCUGUACAUUAUCUGCAGCCAAAGUUGGGACGCGAUAGGUCCUCACUACUGGAUCAAACAGUGCAUUGAAUUACUUCUCGUCACCGCUAGCUCAACCACUCAGAUACAAAUGUCGAAUCAGGAUACUUUGCUACCGAGCAUAACUUCUGUCAUAAAUAUGGCCGACAGCGAGGAGCACAAGAAUUUUAUGAUAUACAGCUCGAUAAAGGAGGAGCCUCAGGACAUCUCGGAAGCGGCUGACGUGAAAGAUGAAAUAUUGGAUAUGGACUUGUCCAACAUAGACUCGACCACCGUUCCAGAAGAGAUCAUCACCACUGGGAAGGCAACGCUGACGCAGUUAAUCGCCAAGCAAGGUGAAUUCAUAGAAUACGCGAAAAAGAUCAGAACGGAACAAUUGCUAUUGGCUACCGCGCAACUUUGCCACAUGGACACAAAUCUGGCGGAACGCGUUUGGUUGGAUACCUUUCCAAGGAUUUGGAACAUCUUGGACGAGCAUCAGCACAACACCUUGAUAGCGGAAAUGGUGCCGUUUAUUUGCAGUGGUACACACGUCAUUCAAAAGGAUUGUCAUCCCAGUGCUAUAGCUACCUUCGUCGAAGCACUUUCGCACUGCAAUCCUUCGGUACCUAUCAGACCAGCUUUAAUGAAAUAUCUAGGAAGAUCGCACAAUCUUUGGCACAGGAUGACUCUGAGCUUGGAACAAAUGGCAUUCGACAAUGGAAACAAUCAGUUUAAAAUUAAAAGAGAAUCGGAUUGCUACGAUUUCGAACCUGACAAUAGUCCUCACGCCGAGAUCUUGGAUUCUCUGUCCGACAUGUACUCUUUGUUAUACGAGGAAGACAUGUGGUCCGGUCUCUGGCAAAAACACGCUCACUACAAGGAAACUUUGCAGGCAACUGCAUUAGAACAACAAGGAUUCUUCGAACAAGCUCAAGGAGCUUACGACGUGGCGAUGACAAAGUUCAAACAGGAUUACGUAUCUACGCCUGCUCCCUUCAAAAUACAACGAGAAGCGAUGCUCUGGGAACAACAUUGGAUAAGAUGUGCAAAAGAGUUGAAUCAAUGGGAUUUGCUUUUAGAUUAUGGUAGCAAAAAGGCAGAGAAGAAUCCCUUCUUGAUCUUGGAGAGCUCUUGGCGUAUUCCCAAUUGGACGAUGAUGAAGGAAGCUCUUGCUCAAGUGGAACACAAUUGUCCAAAGGAAAUGGCGUGGAAGGUGAAUCUUUAUCGAGGCUUCUUGGCAAUAUGCAACAGCGAGGAUCAACAUUUAAAUGCAGUGGAACGAUAUGUAGAGCUUGCAUCCGGUUUAUGCAUGCGUGAAUGGCGUAGAUUACCUCAUAUCGUGAGCCAUGUGCAUUUACCGCUAUUGCAAGCCGCCCAACAAAUUAUGGAGCUUCAAGAAGCGAUGCAGAUUCAUCAAGGUUUAUUACACGGAAGAAGCACGUCGUUGCACGAUAUGAAAGCUAUCGUGAAAACAUGGAGGAAUCGAUUGCCCGUAAUAGCCGAUGAUUUGAGUCACUGGUCAGAUAUUUUCACCUGGCGACAACAUCAUUACACGUUUAUAUCAAGCCACUAUGACUCGCAACAAGAUCAAACGUCCAAUCACUCGAUGCUCGGUGUUCACGCUUCCGUCCAGGCGAUUAUUCAUUUCGGCAAAAUAGCUAGGAAACAUAAUCUUUGCGGUGUAUGCCUGGAUUCUUUGUCGCGAAUCUAUACGAUACCCAGUGUGCCUAUAGUUGAUUGCUUUCAAAAAAUCCGGCAACAAGUAAAGUGUUAUCUACAAAUGGCAUCGGUUAGCGGGAAAAACGAGUUACAAGAGGGAUUGGAGGUGAUCGAGUCGACGAAUCUGCGAUAUUUUACUAAGGAAAUGACCGCAGAAUUCUACGCUUUGAAAGGAAUGCUGUUGUCGCAGAUAGGUAGAUCUGACGACGCUAACAAAGCCUUCUCAGCCGCUGUUCAAUUGCACGACACAUUAGUGAAAGCUUGGGCUCUAUGGGGUGAUUAUCUGGAGCACAUAUUCACACGUGAUGCACGUCAGAUUUCUAUUGGAAUCUCUGCCAUCACUUGCUUCCUUCAUGCCUGUAGACAUCAAAACGAAUCCAAAUCUAGAAAAUAUUUGGCCAAAGUCCUGUGGCUGCUUACUUAUGACGAUGAUAAAUUCUCUUUAAUGGAAGCUGUGGACAAAUACGCUGUAGGCGUUCCCCCAAUUCAAUGGUUACCCUGGAUACCUCAAUUACUGAUGUGUUUGGUCAGACACGAAGGAAAUGUCAUCCUAAAUUUAUUAAGCCAAGUUGGAAGAAUGUUUCCACAAGCUGUGUACUUCUCCAUUAGAACUCUCUAUCUUACGUUAAAGAUUGAACAACGUGAAAGAUAUAAGAGUGCAGAAUUAGCUGCUGGAAAGAAUCAGGAAGGUGUGGAAGGCCGUGGAGCUGCAGGAAAUGUGCAGCAACAAGGAGUACCUGAAACGGGACCAAUUCGAGCCACACCGCCUAUGUGGAGGUGCUCGAAGAUCAUGCAUAUGCAAAGAGAUAUUCAUCCUACUAUUUUGUCUAGUUUGGAAGGCAUUGUAGACCAAAUGGUCUGGUUCCGAGAAACUUGGUAUGAAGAAGUCCUAAGACAAUUGAGACAAGGUCUAGCCAAAUGUUAUGCCAUAGCUUAUGAAAAUCGUGGCGCUGUAAGCGAAGCAACCAUAACUCCACAUACAUUGAAUUUUGUGAAGAAAUUAGUCUCUACUUUCGGUAUAGGAAUUGAAAAUAUAUCCUCCUCUCAAAAUGUGAACAACACGUUCGGCUCGGCGGCUUCAGAGUCUCUGGCACGCAGAGCUCAGGCUACCGUCCAAGAUCCCGUUUUCCAAAAGAUGAAAGGUCAAUUCAAAAGCGAUUUCGAUUUCACUGUACCUGGAGCGAGAUUACUUCACAAUUUAAUCAGCAAGUUGAAGAAAUGGAUCAAGAUUCUCGAAGGAAAAACGAAACAAUUACCGAAGUCUUUUUUGAUCGAAGAAAAGUGUCGAUUUCUUAGCAACUUCAGCUUGAAAACUGCCGAGGUAGAACUUCCUGGCGAAUUUCUAUUACCUAAACACUCUCAUUACUACGUAAGAAUAGCCAGAUUCAUGCCAAGAGUUGAAGUUGUUCAACGACACAAUACAGCAGCUAGAAGAUUAAGAAUUCGUGGACACAAUGGACGUUUGUACCCUUAUUUAGUGGUCAACGAUGCCGGACUAGGUGAUGCGAGACGCGAAGAACGCGUUCUACAACUCUUGCGAAUGUUGAAUCACUAUUUGGCUAAACAAAAAGAGACCUCAAGAAGAUUCUUACACUUCACUGUUCCUCGUGUAGUCGCAGUUUCACCACAAAUGCGAUUAGUCGAGGAUAAUCCUGCUUCCAUCUCUUUACUAGACAUUUACAAACAAGGCUGUGCGAAAUUAGGUAUAGAACAUGAUGCGCCUAUAGCUAGAUAUUACGAUAGAUUAGCAACAGUACAAGCUAGAGGUGCACAAGCGAGUCAUCAAGUUUUAAGGGACAUAUUGAAAGAAGUGCAGACAACAAUGGUUGCCAAGACCAUGCUUAGAGAUUGGGCGAUGAAAACAUUCCCUGGUGCAACGGAUUAUUGGACUUUCAGAAAAAUGUUCACUCUACAACUUUCUUUGACUUGUUUUGCGGAGUAUGUGCUUCAUCUAACAAGAUUGAAUCCAGACAUGAUGUAUGUGCAUCAGGAUUCAGGACUGAUCAAUAUUGCUUAUUUCAAGUUCGACGUUGAUGAUACAUCCGGUGAAUUGGAUGCAAACAGACCAGUUCCCUUCCGAUUGACACCAAACAUUUUAGAAUUUCUUACCAGUACAGGUGUCUCCGGACCACUAACUGCGAGUGCUAUUGCUACAGCUCGUUGUUUAGUUCAACCAUCUUUUAAAGUACACACGAUUCUUCGUGCAAUUUUACGAGAUGAAGUAAUUGCGGAUCAUAAUAAGAAACAAGAAGAUGCUGAAAGUUCGUCACAAACUCCAACGGAUAUGAAAGGUGAACUUUUAAUAACGAUGGUCACUCGAGCAGUUAAUGCAAUCGUUGGAAGAUUGAAUUCUUUGGCCAAUUUUGAUGGAACGGAUAGUAAAGUCAGUACUCUGGUCGCAGCAGCCAAUAGUCACGAUAAUUUAUGCAGAAUGGAUCCGUCUUGGCAUCCAUGGUUGUAACCACGUUUUCUUAGGAACUACUCGUGCUUCCAAUGUGAAAAAAUAUAGAAAAAUUGAUGCAUAUGAUUGAUGCAAAUUGAUGCAUUUCUCGCAGAAAUCAUAUGCAAAAGUUGUAUUAUUAUUUUUAUUUUCAAUUGCGAGAUUAUUUGAUUUUAAUCGUAAGAAACAUUAUAAUCAUUAACUUUAAACUUUAUAUUUGUACGAUUUUUGCUUGAAUUUCAAUUAUUUUAUUUUAUAAUUAUUUUAAUCUUAUAUAUAACUUUAGUCUUGAGUGUUAUAAGUCAUGUAAAUAUUAUGUAGGAACAUAAGAAACUAUUUUCAAAAUGUGACAUCUACUGAUUCAGUCAGAAUGAAUCAUUGAGUUAUUUUAAUCAUUUGUUCUCUUGUACGACACAACACAUGUUUAUAUCGUGUAAAAAUUCUCACCUUGGGAAUGUUUCACCUGUAUCAUUUAUUGUAUAUACUAUUUUUAAAUGUAAGAGUUAUUUACAGUGACUUAUCAAAAAGUGUUUAUAAGUCUGAAAGAGGAAAAGAAAGAGAAAUAAACUAUCCAAAACAAUUACCUUUUCUCAA